AUGAGCGCGGAUUGCAGCGGAUAUUACAAUGUCGAAAACAUCUUCGUUGCUAACUUCACGUGCCCCAAGCCCGGCGGCGACCUAGCUGCCAGUUACUGCUGUGGCUUUAAUGACAUCAAAUACUGCUGUGAUGAUCCCAACAGCUUCUUCCCUUACGCCUACAGCUACAUGUGGUGGUUAAGUAUCUGGGCUCUGGUGGGGCUUUCUAUAGCGGCAGUGGUUCUACUGGUUUUCCUCAUCACGGUUUGUGUUUUAUGCUACCUUUUCAUCUGCAUUAAACCUCAAUCUAGACUGGACACCGGAUUAGAUCUGCAAAUACUGGGCAGCGAACAGAUUUUAGAAACUCCAAAUCCAUCCAGCGGGCCAAGCACAAUUAGGAAGCAACUUCAGAGUCGAAGAUUAGAUUGCAGCCGGUCAGAUUCCAAGCCUGAAUCCGAUCGAUUUUUCCAGAGAUGUUUCAUGGCCACAGCUACAACAAUUAACAAACAGGGAUCCCCAUGAGGUUCCUGCUGUCUCUAGUUUGGAAUCAAUCAUUAUAAAUUGUUGUACAAGUUGUGUUUGUGCAAUUGCCACAUUUUACAAUAUUGCCUUUGAAAUGGUUGCAGGAAUUUUGUUAAACAUUUUUGAAAGUGAAGCUAAUUUUGUUGGUCUUCAAUUUGGUGAACUUUAGAUGAGAAAGAAAGAUUGGGGAGUGAAGAAAGACAUAAAUCAUGACCUGGGCAAUAAGAAUGAUUCAAGAAAGUAUGAAAGAGGUUAAGAAAAUGAUGAUUUCAUUUUUUGCAAUUUUUCUUCCAUUUCCUGUAAAGUUGCCAGGGAUUCAGAUUGAUCAGAAGACUUUUAAUUGAUAACUGAUAAACUUGGAAUUUUGGGUCAAAACUAUAACCAUCAUAUCUACUUAUCUUUAUUGUUCAUGCACAAGGAAUUUUUAACCUUUUUUUAAGACCUGGACCAUCAUAAGAUACAUAUACAAGGCUGUAGUCAUGAUGCAUGGCUUUCCUAUGAAAGUAAAAACUAUUCUUAUCAUACAGAUACACUCUAACUUGGAGAAUUAAGUUGUUGAUCACUCUAUGACAAACUUGGUAGAUAAUCCAUUAAUUCAAAAGUAAUCUGCGUUACAUGAGAAAUGGGUUUAGGCCUCCCCUGUGGGUGAUUGUGCUAUCAAUUCAGAAUGUGGACUUGGCAGUGGAACUGUUUUCUGUAUCUUUAAUUAUAUUGAGAGCAUGCUUGCACUUCAUUAGUUAUUUUAUUCAUUCAAGGGUUAUAGGGUUUGUAGGCUGAGCCAGCAUCUAACUGUCCACUCCUAACUGCCUUAAAUAUGUCUCUCCCACCCACCUUCAUACUCUGACCUCAUCUUUUUUUCUACGGUCUUGAUGAAGGGUCUCGGCCCGAAACAUCGAUGGGUUUUGCAUCAAUACUGCCUGGCCUGCUGAGUUCCUCCAGCAUUUUGUGUGUGUUUCUUGGAUUUCCAGCAUCUGCUAAUUUUUCUCUUGUUUGUAUCUGGUUAGACCAUUCUUGGAAUGUCAUGUAGAGCUCUGAUCGCCUCGUUAUGGCAAAGAUGUGGAAGCUUUAGAGUGGGUGCAGAGGAGAUUCACCAGUAUGCUGUCAGGAUUAGAGAGCUUGUCUUAUGAGGGUAGGUUGUGUGAGCUAGGUCUAUUCUCUUUGACGAGAAGGAGAUUGAAAGGUAACUUCACAGGUAUACAAAAUGAUAAGAGGCAUAGAUAGUGGACACCCAGAGACGUCUUCCCUUGGGGUGGAAAUGGCUGAUAUGGAAAGGCAUAACUUUAAGGUGUUUGGAGGAAGAUAUAGGGGGGAUGUCAGAGAUAGGUUUUCCCACUCAGAAUGGUGGGUGCUUGGAAUGCGCUGCUGGGGGUGGUAAUAGAGGGAGAUUCAUUAGGGACAUUUAAACACUCUUAGGCACAUGGAUGAAAGAAAAACAAAGGGUCAUGUGGAAGGGAAGGGUCAGAUUGACCUUGGAGUAGGUUAAAGGGUCAGCACAGCAUCGCGGGAGGGAGGCCCUGGCCUAUGCUGUACUGUUCUACGUUUUGUUUAUUCAUUUGUUCUCCCCCCCCUCAAUUUAAAUAAACUUCCCAUCUCUGUUUUGCAGAUGCUUAACUUUGUUUCCUUUAUUGAUCUGCCUGGUAUUCCCAGCAUUUUCUGUUUUUAUUGUAUGUCAAGUUGAGACUGGAUUAUUGUCAUUGGUUUGAACAACUAGACCAUUACAUUUGCAGUCGUGCCUGUCAAAAUUUCCAAAUUUCAUUUAGCUGGACAAUGGUACUUCCACAUAAAGACAAGAUGUGUAGGUAUGAUCUUGUGAGUCAAAAUAGUCAGAGGGAAAUAACAACAUCAAUUAGGAUUAGUUAAACUGGAAGCUGCAAAUAUAUUAUUAAGGUAAAUAAAGAGAUUUACCAGUGCAAACUUGUGAGUGAAUUAGUGGAGACUGGUGAGAAACUGUCAGCCUAAUGCUAGUAUGAGAUCAAAGGAAGAGUAAUUACAGCAUGAACUUACAAUGGCUGGACUAUUUGCAAAAACAAUUUGAAUAAAUAAUGAUCAAGUUAAUUUAACUUGUGAUCUGCUAAUGAUAGUUUCCAAUAUAUAAAGCAUAAAUAUGCACUCACAUUUGAAUUUGAAAGAGGAUUCUGAACAAGGGCAAGGGGCUACUGCUGUAAAUGACAGGGACAACAUGCACUACAUUUUCAUACAUCAAGCCAAAAUUUAUUUAACAUUUAUUUAUUGCCUAUAAUAAGAUUAUUUUAAUAAUCUUGCUUUAACUUUUAAAGAAGUGAACUACAAAAUGAAGUGCUGGUACUGGGUGUGCUUGGAUGAUGUGGCUAUAAGGAUUGUCACUAAAAGGGAGAGAGGGGACGAGUUCUGAUGGAAUAUUGGACACCAGAUUUACAAUUCUAAUUGCUGGCUCGAAUGGUAAUCAUUUUGUGGUGUCACGAACGCCAGCUAGACUUUAAUGAAGACACAGAGAAUCUGGAACGAAAAGGGAAUGCUGGAGGAGCAGCAUCUGUAGAGAAAAGGGGAUUCUGGGUAAAGACAAAGUACAAUUGUAUCAGUACAAAGGAAACUAGCAAUUACAGUGUCAAAUGGUCAAACUUGCACUACAAGAUAAUGUUAAACACAACUGAAUAGUCAAAGCUAUGGAAUUAGAUUAUUUAAAUGUGCUAAGUGAGAGUAGUGACUUGCUGGUUGAUGUCCAUUAUAACAUCGGGGAGUCUGAGUGAGGCGAGAUACAAGCCUACUAACUGAACAUUAUUUUACAUUUUGGUUCACUAAAAAGUAAGAAGCCCAGGAAAGCAGUGAAUAAAUGGAAUCUUAUGUGAAAUUAUUAUUAACAGAUGUUUCUCUUCACUUCAAUGUUAAUUUAGUAUUAGUGAAAUGCUGCAAUGCUUCUGGCCUUGUUAAAAUGUGUUGCUUGUUUUAACACUCCUGUAAAAGCUUGAUAUUAUAUUGCACUGUCUUUGCUUGUGUUAUAAUUAAUAAAUCUACUUCAUUAUGUAUAUCAUUGAAUGGAUAAUUGUUUUUUUUUUGGUUAUGUCUCUGACAGCUAUGUAAACUUGAUUGGUAAAAUCUAACAAGAUAAUCUGUUAAAUUGGUAAAGCUUUCGGGGUGACCAUCAAUUUGCUUAUUUUAACGUGCUCAAAGUUAUCUUGGAAUCAGAAUAAGGGUUACUAUCAGUUUAAAAAUUAAAUAGGUAGUAUAGAAGAGCAAAAAUAGUGCAGUAGUGUUCAUGAGUUGGUUCAUUGUUUGUUAAGAAAUCUAAUGUGGAGGGGAAGAAGUUGUUCCUAAAAUAGAAACAUAGAAAACCUGCAGCACAAUGCAGGCCCUUCAGCCCACAAUGCUGUGCCAAACAUAUAUUUACUUUAAAAAUUACCUAGGGUCAGCCAUAGCCCUCUAUUUUGCUAAGCUCCAUGUAUCUUCAAGCUCCUGUACCUCCUCUCUGAUGGUAGCACUGAGAAGAGGGCCUGUCCUGGGUGAUGGUUGUUAAUGAUGGAUGCUGCCUUUUUGAGGCAUUGCCUUUUGAAUAUUUUUUUUAUUUUGGGAGACAGCACGGAAUAGGCCCUUCUGCUCCUUUGUGUCAUGUCAUCCAGCAAUCCCCAACAACCUAGCCUAAUUGGGACAAUUUACAAUGACCAAUUAACCUACUAACCGGUAUAUCUUUGGACCUUGGGAAGUAACUGGAGUACCUGGAGAAAACCCAUGCAUUCCACAGCGAGGAGAUACAAACUCCUUACAGAGGACAAUGGGAUUAAACUCCAAACUCCAUCCUGAGCCGUAACUGCAUCGCUCUAACUGUUGUGCUACCAUGGCAAAUACAUCCAUGAUGAUGGGGAAGCUUGUGCUCAUGAUGCAGCUGACUAUGUUUGCAACCCUCUGUUGCUUUUUCUGAUCCUGUGUAGUGCCCCUCACCCCAUACCAGGCAGUGAUGCAAAUAGAAUUCUCUCCAUGGUACAUCGAUAAAAAUUUGUUUGUCUUUGGUGACAUACCAAAUCUCCUCAAACUCUGAAUGAAAUAUAGCUGCUGUCUUGUGUUCAAUAUCUUGGGCACAGGAUAGAUCUUCAGAAAUGUUGACACUCAGGAUCUUGGAACUGCUCAGCCCUUCAAGAUAAUUUGAGGACUGGUAAGUGACUUCCCCUUCCUGAAGUCCACAAUCAAUUCCUUGAGUGUAAGUCUGAUGUUGUGACACCAG
This is a messenger RNA of Hypanus sabinus (Atlantic stingray), 4693 nucleotides long. Its product is annotated as protein shisa-like-2A. NCBI's taxonomy places the organism in Eukaryota, Metazoa, Chordata, Chondrichthyes, Myliobatiformes, Dasyatidae. The transcript has 3 exons. Bases 1 to 501 code for a protein of 166 amino acids. The record is from RefSeq and is a predicted model, not a curated record.